UCCGAUUUUAAUGGCAAAAGACAGGUUAUGGAAAUUUGUAAACCCUGUAUAGAAAAGACAUCCUAUCGUCACUAUGGGAUCAGGUGUAUCCAUUUCAGGAUGUCAAUCUCUUUCUGCUGUGCAAGUUACAAAGAUUACCAACAGGAUUACCCCAGAACGUAAGGAGCAGAGGAAUAGCAGAGAUCCAGCAUGUCAUGUUUCCUCUUCAGAAGAGAAGUCACCAGAGGAAGGCGGAAUUCCUUUACUGAUCAAAGAAGCUGUGCAGUAUCUUUCCACCUUCGGUCUGGAGCACACGGGGCUGUUUAGAGUCACUGGUUCACUGAAGAAGGUAACAGCUUUGAAAGCAAAGUAUGAUGGAGGGGAGUCGGUGGAUCUAACACAAGACGGUGAUAUAGAUACUGUGGCAAGUCUUCUAAAACUUUGCUUAAAGGAACUCCCCAAAGGUGUUAUCCCUGAAUCCACACAGUCUUCCUUCAUCAUUGUUUACAAAGAUUACAGAUUGGAUGAAGAGGACUGCAGCAAACAUCUGAAACAACUGAUAGAAGAUCUCAGCCAGACUCACUUUACUGUGCUCCACUAUCUAUGCACUUUUUUCAUUAGGGUGGCUUCUUAUAGUGAAAUAAACAAAAUGACCUUGGAAAAUCUCUCUAUUGUUCUGGGCCCGAGCUUCUUCAGGGUCCCAUUCAGCCCUAAUAUUCAGGAGGAUCAGAACCUGUGUAAUGAUUUAUUAUUAUAUAUAUUGAGGAAUUUUCAGAAGUUAACUGCAGAUCGAGCUCAACAAGAAAACAUUGAGCAGGAAAAGCCGGUAUAUAAAGGUUUCAGCCAGAAAAUAUUCACUUCUGAAGACAACACUGCAAAUUUGAAAUCACUGGGAAGCACAUCACAAGCUGCCCUCUGCCUCCAGGAUAACUCCUUCAGCAGCCCAGCUGUAACCGAGAGCGAAUGUGACACCCCUUCCGUACAUGAGGACCAAACUGUCUGUUCCAAGCUCAGCAGAGAUGACAAUAACAAAGAAAACUACCCUCACAGAGCUCCCGAACUGGAGGAAAAUGCUGCAUGUUCCCGGGACCUUCCGCAUCACAUGGACAAGAAGCUGUUUGAUGGGUCCAGCAGACAUGGGAUUGGAAUCUUGCAGUCAAAGCAGCCAAGAUCAGGUGGCAGAUCAGACAAUGGGAAGAUACAUGAAGGAAACCAGGAAAUCGAGACUGUAAGUCAAUGCCUCCCCGAAAUCUGGACUACUAAAGGGAUGACGUCUCAGGACCUUGGCCCUCACGUCUCCUUCAGAGGAGCCACAGAUUUUCAGACAAGAAACAGUCCCAUAAUGCGGAUUCAGACAAAGGACUUUGGAGAGCAGCUGCAGCACGCCGGUGAGAUCCCCCGGAUAACAGUGACUGGAGCAGACCUGCUGAUAUACACACCUAGGCCACCACCAGUCAAGGAGGAGGUUGUAGUGCAGUCUCAUGGCUGCCGAGGAGCGACCAGUUCUCUGAUCCAGACCGUGCCAGGCGAGGCUGCCAACCAUGCAGAGCCAGUAUCUGUUCAUAGAGAGUCACAGAGUGAUUCCGACCAUGUGGCGGAAGAGAAUCGAAGCUUUGGGACCAGCCGUCUUCUGUUCCACAUCACUGAUGGAGACAAUCCAUUGUUGUCCCCUCGCUGUUCUAUCUUCAGUCAAAGUCAAAGGUUUAACUUGGAUCCUGAGUCUGCGCCAUCCCCACCAAGUGCUCAGCAGUUCAUGAUGCCAAGAAGUUCAUCAAGAGGAAAUUGUGAAGAUCCAAAAGAACCUAUGACUGUUAUACAACUCACCAAGCAAAUCCAGAACCUGAAGAAGAAGAUCAGAAAAUAUGAAGAUAAAUUUGAGCAGGAGAAAAACUAUCGUCCUUCUCAUAGUGAUAAAACCUCGAACCCUGAAGUCAUGAAAUGGAUGAAUGACCUGUCCAAGGCUCGUAAACAGCUCAAAGAGUUAAAGCUAAAAUUGUCUGAAGACCAAAAUGUGCCAAGAGCCACACUAAGUAAACCCUAUGAAGAAAGGCCGGUGGCAUCCAUUGUGGUGGAACAGCAUGACAUCACCAAUUCACCAAUGUCAUCUGUAGAGGAAACAGUUGAAACUGUAUGGAAGAGGCUAAAGGAGAAGAGACAGCUGCUCAACCUUCCUGAGAAUGUCAAGGAUAUGACAAAAAAGCAAAUGAAUCUUGAAAAAAUGAGUCUCCAGAAAUGUCUACUGUAUUUUGAGAAUAUUCAUGGACGCCCAGUUACAAAGCAGGAGAGAAGCUUAAUGAAACCGCUCUAUGACAGAUAUCGGAUUAUAAAGCAGUUAUUAUCCACCGCAUCCUUGAUUCCUACAAUUCAUGAAGAAGAGGACUCUGAUGAUGACAGCGCCCAGAAUUCAUCCAGUGAAUUUGUUCUGCCUGAACAGUCUGGAUUAGCUUCAGAUGAGCAUCUAACUUUCUGCAAUGAAGAUCUAGAACCUGCAUAUGUCUCUCCUCUGGAUGAGAAGCAAACUUUGCGUCAACCAGCGCUGUCUAUGUCUAACCUUCAUGAAGCAUCAAUGCCUGAACUUCUUGAUCACCUUCGUGAAACCAGAGCAGACAAGAAAAGAUUGAGAAAAGCUUUAAGAGAAUUUGAAGAGCACUUUUUACGACAGACUGGAAGAAGUGCACAGAAAGAAGAUCGGAUACCAAUGGCUGAAGAGUACUGUGAAUACAAACAGAUAAAAGCGAAGCUUCGCUUAUUGGAGGUCUUGAUCAGCAAGCAAGAUGUAUCUAAAACUAUAUAGAGCUGGUGGUAUUGAAGAAGGAUAAAAUUGCUGUAUUUCUGCACACUCAUGUAUGACACUGAAAUUCUGAUGCACUUUAAUAGUUACACACUACCUGAUAGGGAGAACAGUAGCGGGGACAAGGGAUGACGCAAAGCCGAGGCAAGCUAGGUUUUGUAGGACAUAGGCUGUUGAGUUGGUAAUCAACAGUGGGAAAACCAAAGGUGGACAUACUUGGCUUUGUCCCUGUCUCGAAUAGAGUUCUGCUGAAGGGCAUUAUGGAGGUAAGAGGUUGGAGGUCAAUAAUGGGGCUGAGUUAAUAAGGCUUUUACCAUUUUGUGUGUUGUUUUUUUUUGCCAAACGUAUGAUAUUUAAAGGUUGACAUGUUGAACUAGCUCCUCAAUGCCGUUUCUAAAAUCCGCUUCAUUGUCUGAAGUGCCUUUGAUAUGUUGUAGGCAUCCCCCACAGAGCAGAGAUCAGUCACAAUGUGUACAGUAACUUAAGUAGAAUAUUUCAGAGAAUAACCUAUUUAUGCCAUGUACAGGCUGUAUAUACUUAGGCUACAUGCACACCGACAUUUUUAACGGAUGUUUAUUUCACUGAUGCCUUUCUGAGAAACGGACGUUAAAAAUAGGUCCAUUCAAUUGUAUCGGGGCAGUCUGUCGGUGAAAAACUGACAAGAUAGAACAUGUUCUAUUUUUUUACGUCCAUUUUUCACUGACAGUCAAAAAAAAAAACUGCCGUGUGAAUAACCCCA
Bufo gargarizans (Asiatic toad) is the source of this 3509-nucleotide messenger RNA. RefSeq names its product family with sequence similarity 13 member C (gene FAM13C). The record is from RefSeq and is a predicted model, not a curated record. The coding region runs from base 74 to 2773 and encodes 899 amino acids. NCBI's taxonomy places the organism in Eukaryota, Metazoa, Chordata, Amphibia, Anura, Bufonidae. Gene Ontology annotation, biological process: signal transduction. The transcript is spliced from 22 exons.